AUUCUAUAUUCCAGGGAUACAGUAUGGAGUGUUUUGACCGGACAAUUUACUGACAGUAUUCCUGGUUUGGUUCUUCAUGAAAUUCGAGAAAUAGAAAUCUGGAUAUUACGUCUGCUUAGUGCACCUGUACCGGUGCCAGCAAAAACCAGGGUAGAGGUACAAGUAUUACCGAAAGAUAUGGUUUCCUCUUCUCUUCUCUUUGCCUUACCUGAUCAUACUCGGUUUACAUUAGUAGAUUUUCCUCUCCAUCUGCCCUUAGAACUACUAGGUGUGGAAACCUGCCUCAGAGUGUUGACACUUAUAUUGCUAGAACAUAAGAUUGUUUUACAAUCCCGAGAUUAUAAUGCCCUUUCGAUGAGUGUCAUGGCCUUUGUGUCUAUGUUAUAUCCACUGGAAUAUAUGUUUCCUGUAAUUCCAUUACUUCCAACAUGUAUGAGUAGUGCAGAACAGCUGUUGUUGGUACCAACUCCUUAUAUUAUUGGAGUACCAUCAAGUUUCUUCUUGUACAAGGCAGGCUUCACGAUGCCUGAUGAUGUUUGGCUUGUAGAUUUGGAUUCUAACAAGAUCCAAGCUCCCACUGGAGCAGAAGAAUUGCCUUCACUGCCAGAACACGAAGGAAGCAAAUUAAAAAAUCAUCUCAAACAGGCCCUUGCCAGUAUGAGCAUGACUCCUCAACCUAUUAAAAACCUAGAUGCUUUAGCUCAAAGUCCUGAACUACUUAAACGAAGAGAGAGCUUUGACUCAAACACCGGUUUCAAUCCUCUUAUAUACGGUAAUGAUGUUGAUUCAGUGGAUGUGGCAACACGUGUUGCAAUGGUCCGCUUCUUCAAUUCUCCAAAUAUUCUUGGAAACUUCAGUGAACACACUCGAACACUUCGCUUGUAUCCACGUCCUGUGGUUGCAUUUCAGCUUUACAGCUUCCUGAAAUCACGUCCAGUUAAAACACACUUUACAGCAAAGCUUGCUCGGACUCAAGCAGUUGAAUUUUAUGCCGAAUGGUCUUUGUGUCCAUCUAAUGUGGUGUUCCUGCGUGUUCAAACUGCCGUCUAUGAUCCAUCUUUAAUUGGAGAUAAACCAAAAUGGUACUCACAUCAACUUCAACCAGUGGAAUUUAAAGUUUAUGACAGUAAUUCUUCUCUUGGAGCAGCUUUAACAUCUGCAUCAGAAAUACACAGUGAUGAUAAUCCAACUGACGAGAGUGGUAGUGACAGUGAUGGAGCAGACAGUACUAGUUCAUCAUACUCAUCACUAAGUGAUUUUGUUACUGACAUGGUCAACAGCGAAAUUGAUGGAGAUACACCAAUUUUUGUGCCUGAAAACCAAAUCCUGGCAGUUGACCACUCAAAAAUAUUCUCCCCUCCCAGCAAACUACUUGUUCCUGAAACAAAUAUCAGCACAAAUGAAUCAAGCCUUACAACGCAUGAAAGUGAUGGGGAUUCUUCAGCAUCCUCUAGUCCAACAUACAGUCAAGAUAAUCAUCCUUCGUUUGCUGAAGAUCAAAAAGAAGUUGUGCCUGACGUUUUUCAAUAUGAUCCCAAAAAUACAUCAGUGGAAAGCAAACUAUCAAAUAGUUCUUCAAGAUCUGUAACUGGUGGAGGUAAGCCAGGUUAUGUACAACCAUUGUCCUCAAGUGCAAGUUCACAAGCUCCUGUCGUUCCAUCACUGAAGUCAAAUGCCAAUGAGAAAAGAAAUGCACCCUAUUCACUACCCCUCUCUGAGAGAACACAGUCUUUGGAGUCUCCUGUUGGCCCUAGUCGCACUAGUGGUACUCCUAGUUAUUCAAGUCAGAAACCUGCUUUUGGUGCCAUCUCUACUGCUCACACAUCAGGAAAACGUCCUCUAAAAUUAAAGCAACUGUCUGAAUCUUCAGACAAAUCUCCUACUGCAUCAUCUAUAAUGUCCACUAUCAGUAGUGAAUUGAGUGGCUUAGCUCAGAGCACUAGUAGCACCUUAUCGGGAUUUCUGGGAGAACUGGCUGGGAAUAAUCGAUCUGUUAUGCCAAACUUCCACAGUAAACCGCAAAAUAAACCAUUUGCACCUUUAGGUAACCGAAGAGCACGAGUUGAGAAAUCUGGAUUAGUAAAACAAGCUACAAGCCAACGACCACGUGAGAUCACAAGGCAACAAUCUACUGAAUCCCGGCCUAAUUCUAAUAGUGAAAACCAAUCUUUCUUGAAAGAAAUUAUAAGUUCUGUUGUGGAAGGACAUGGUGUAAGUUGGUUGAAAAUCAAUCGCCUCAAGAAAUUAAUGGAAGAUGAAAAUUAUCGUAAUUUUGUUGUUAGCCGGCUAAACAAGAACCUAGAUAAAAAACUAACUGAUGACUCCCAGCAUAUUGAAGAUGUUUGUGUAAAUCGUCAAGUAUUUAAAGGCAUGUUGACUGUAUUGAGAGCUAUGGUCCAUGGUUUAGAAUAUACAUAUACAAACUAUGGACUUGGUGGUAUGGCUAGUGCAUUUAUGGUGCUCGAAAUAUUACACACACAUUAUUGGUUGAAAGAAGUUGGCAAUAACAGCAAUAAAAGUGAAGCUAGUGUCACACCUGAGAUUUCAUCCCCCUAUGGAAGCAGAGAAAGCCUUUCAUCGAAAGGUGAGGACUCACCCAAAAAUCCUGAGGCCAGAAGCUUGCAUGAGGAGCACAUGGUGGCUGCCCUUGGUCAUACCUACACAGGGUGGCUGCCUGAACGAGUUUCUCCCUCACAAAUGUAUUCCGACCAGUCCUCUUCUAGCGCCAGCACCGAGUCAGGUUCUCCCGUCAUUAUCAAUGGAGAAGAAUUUGAAAACAUUGAAAUUGCAUCAGUUGGUGAAACUACAAGUGAAGAUGCCUAUCGAGAUACUGAUGCUGGAGAAGCUGAAGAACAAUCAGAAAGUGAUAAAAGUCACAGUGCUGAUCAAACAAAUACAACUGACUCUGCUUCUGAGAAUGUCAAAUCUUGUGACAUUGUUGUGACUGGUGCUGAACCAGAUAAACAGUCUGCAGAUACUGAAAGUGAUAUUCUUCAUGAUCUUGUACGCAAUAAAGAGUUACUUAAAGCUCGGAAGAAAAAUAAGGUUAACAGCAUUGAUUCAGAAGUCUCUGAUGGCAGCACAUUAGUAAGCAGUAGCUCUGAUAAUCAACCUGAGGAGGAACGGCGCCAGAAACCAAAGGUUAGCCAUCAUUUGGUCAGGAAUACUGUGUCAGAUAGUGAGAUGGAACUUUCUGGGAUGGUGAACUACCACAGACGUAGUCGAUCAUCAAGUAUCUGGAGUACCAAAAGUAAUUUAAGUGCUGGAUUUCGUUAUCAUGAUGGAAAGAUGAUUAAUACAUCCCCACUACCUAGUCCAGAGACAGGGAAAACAUAUCUUUUUGAAGGUUUAAUUGGUAAAGAACGCAGUCGUUUAUGGGAUUCAAUGCAAUUUUGGGAGGAUAUGUUUUUAGAUGCUGUUGCCCAGGAAAGAGAUAUUAUUGGGAUGGAUCAAGGACCAGGUGAAAUGAUGGAAAGGUACAAUUCACUUGGAGAUUCAGAAAAAAAACGUUUAGAACAUGAUGAAGAUAAAUUAUUGUCUGAUAUGUUGUAUAAUCAUAUUGGGUUUAUGGUAAUGAUGGAUGUAAAGAAAGCAGAAAUCAAGAAAAAAAUUAGACGAUUGCUUGGUAAAUCUCACAUUGGCCUCCAAUACAGUCAAGAUGUCAAUAACCUUUUAGAUGAAAUUAAUAAAUUGAAUGGCAAUGAUAUUGAUCUGAAACCCAUGGGCAGCAGACUCAUGCAGAAACAGUCAUUCACUGUACAUUGGGGCAGUGACAAUACAGGGGAUAUGUUGUUUAUGGAGGUAUGCGAUGACUGCAUUAUCCUACGCAGUGUUACAGGAGCAAUUUGUGAUCGAUGGUGGUAUGAGAAGCUGGUCAACAUGACUUAUUGCCCAAAAACCAAAGUUUUAUGUCUCUGGCGAAAAUAUGGUGAACGCGUACAUCUUAAUCAGUUCUAUACUAAAAAGUGCCGGGAACUGUAUUUUUGUGUAAAAGAAACUAUGGACAAGGCUGCCGCUCGAAAUAAUGGUAAAGUUCCAGGGCCUGACAUUGGCGGUGAAUUUCCUGUACAAGAUCUCAGGUCUGGACAAGGAGGGCUACUCCAGGUGUGCAUGGAUGGUAUUGGGUUUCUUCUAGCUAACAGCAAGUUCUUUAUUGAGCUAUGUCGUGUCAAGAAAUGUUUCACACAGAAAGGAGGCAUAUUUGUACUAGAGGAGUUUGAUCCCAAAACUAGGCAAGUGAUUCCUCAUAAGUUUAAAUCCAGCAUGGCUGACCAGAUCUGUUAUGCAGUUUUGUGUGUCUUCUCUUAUGUAGCUGCUGGGAUAGAGAAUGGAAAGUUGACAAAAGUACAUUCAUUAGAAUGUUUCAACAAGGACUACAGCAACAACAAUGGUAGUAGCAACAUUAGUAACAGCAAUAAUAGCUCAGUUAUACGUAAUAUUUUACAAUCCUCAGCUAAAGGCUCCCCUAGAACAAACACUUCUAGCCCUCGCUGUUCUCCUCCUUGCCCUUCACCAGCUGUAGCUUUGACUAACCUAGGUAAGAGUACUAAUGAAGUAACUACUGCUCACUAAACCUUUAUACAAAAUGUGGUCUUUGACUUAAUCUAUUCUUUCAUCAUUAAGCUUUGUCAUUCCACAAUGAACUAGUAACUGUUACAUGAAAGCCAAUUCAGCUAAUACACUGUAUAUAUUCCUUUUUUUUGCUUUCCUAUAUAUAAUCAACGUAAGUCAGUAAUGAUGUGAAUUUCUCUAUUGACUGAUAUACAUAUAUAUAUAUAUAUAUAUAUAUAUAUAUAUACAUAUUUAAAUUUAUUUUCUUUUUAAAUAAAUUGAUAUUUUUUUAUUACUGUAAACUAACUAUAUAAUGUUAGGUUGUGAAGCAGCCAGGCAUUUUACAUCAGUGUCAAAUUAUGUGCAAUGAAGAAUAAAAUUUAAUUGUUAAAACUAUUAUAAAUCAUGGCGUGCUGCUACUAGCAAUUUAAACUAUGUGCAGUGAGCAAAACAGGAAAGAUUUUGUGUGUGUGAAAAUAACUCCUUCAGCUCUAAUCACAAGAUAUCUUGUGAUGACUAAAAGGAUGUAUGUCUAAGGGCUUGAAAAAUGUUUGAGCAAUUCUGAUUUUCAUAGUUAACAAAUCAAUUAAUUCAUCAAAGAAGCUGAGAUCAAUACAGCAACAAAUGUAUUAGAUUGUUUUUUUUUCUUUUUGUUUUUUUUUAUUGUUAAACAUUUCUUGUUUUUUAAGUUAAUUUUCAAAUUAGUGUUCUCAAAUUUCUUUACUAUUCUUUAAUCUUUACCUAUCUAAAAAUAAUUCUAUUGCUUGUACUUUUAACUUAACUAUGAUAAUUUGUAAUGUAAGAGAAAAAAAAACAAGAAUGAAGUAAAGGGACUCAGAACAUUGUUGAGUUAAAUAUAAAUAUUCUUUAUGAAAUAAUCUCAAACACACAUGUGCUGAAGGUACCUUCUGGAACAUAUCUCCUUCAGUCUUGUGAAAUGAUACUACCUCAGGGUCUUAUUUAGACCGUAGUAGAUACUAUAGAUAUGUAUACUUUAUUUUUAAAAAUGAUGAUAAUUAUAAUAAUCUAUCAUCAACAUAUAAUUGUUAUUACGUAUAUAUUUUUCUCAAUCAAAUGUUAACUUGUAAACACUGAUAAAAUGCUUGUCGCUUAUGAAUUGUGUGUAUGUUUGCAAAAGUGAUAAAAAAUUAGUUUCAGUAAUAUCCUUACUUUAUAAAGAUGUGAUGAACAUAGCCUUAGUUUAAAUCACAAUCAAAGAGCUAUAUUCAUAUAUCUUUUCUUAAUUUGAACUAUUUUCCUUCUAAACAGUAACUUAUACAUUAAUCAGAUUUUCAAAAAAAUGAAUUGUUUCAUUUCCUUUUCAAAACUUUCUGCGCCUUUUAACUACAACAUACUAUGCAAACAAAUGUGAAAUAUAUGUGUUAGUCUUUACGAAUUAAGAGGUUUAAUUUAUUCUAUAAUCUCUAUAUUAGAAAUUAACCCCUUUUUUUUUCUUUCCUGUCUUAAUGUGUAAUUUGUGUUUGCAUUUAACUCAGAAAUAGUAAACUUAAAUUCUAAACUAUUUUAAAUAAUAAAGUUGAAGUGAAACAUUUUCCAAAUAUUGGUGCUAAAUUUACCACCAUUCUUCCUUUCCCCACUAUAUACCCUGCUACCACUUACUCUCUAGUAAUUGUAAUGUUUAUUUCUGUUAACCUUUUUAUUCCUUUGCUAUUCAAGAGUUAAUAGAGGUGAUUAAUUUGCCCAGUCCCUUAUGUAGGUAGUGACAAAGCUGCUGUUACUCUUGCUGUUGAAUCUACCAUUGCUGUUGUUACCACUUCCAUCACUAAUAUUGGACCAACACCUUUCAACGAUUGAUUCUGCUGGAUUGUAAUGACUAUCAGACUCACUUUUCCGGAAAAAAAAAAAAAUCUCCUAUGAUGUGUAGAGCUGUAAGCAGCAAUAAAAUUGUAGUAUCUCAUUACAUUUAGAUGUAACCAACUCACCUACCACACUUAUUUAACUAUCUCUCUGUGACAAUAAUACACAAUUGCAUAUUUGCAGUUCUGAACACUUAAGUUAUAUGGUUUUAAUUAAAUACUUAAUUGAUGCCAUUAGCAUUUAUAAUCCCAAGUAAUACAACUAGCAUAGAAUAUUACAGAGUUUUGUCAAAUUGAACCAGUUAUGUCAUUGUAUUAUAGAUAAUUCUCGUCACUAAUGGCCAGAAUUUUCCCUUUAUUCAAUGACAAUUCUGAAUUCAAUGUCAGUAUUUUCAGGCAUUUUACUGACUGACUCAACGUUAUAUUCCUAUAUAUAAUCAUUAAUUUUUUCCUUACUAUUCAACUGAUAUACUUCAGUUCCCUUUUUGCCCUUUCACUUGUGAACAUUUAUUAAAUUGUGGUUUGGUGAGACAGAGUAGGAGCUAGCAGAAACCAGAUGAGAAAACUUUGUAUUUUUUAACCUAGGCGUCAAGUAGCUGUCUGUUCAGUUAGACAAGAAAUUCUGUAAAUUCUGCUUUACAGCUAAUAUCAGCUAGACUUGAAACCUUGUUGUUGUUAUUACUAUUUCUGUCAGAAUAGUAGAACUAUUUUAAUAAUAAUAAUAAUAAUAAUAAUAAUAAUAAUGAUGUACGGUGACCUUUAUCACAUUCCAGAACAAUUUUAUGUGUAUGUUCCCUAUAUGUAUGUUUCGUUAACGAACUCUGUCAAAGCAUUGGCUUUCCAACUCUUUCCUCAUAUACUUGGUUUCUAUAUUUGUUGACCAAAAAAGCACAUUGUCAAUGGUGUAAGAUGUACUUUAUACCUAGAAAUUCAAUCUAAUCUAUACAUUUUAUACAAUGAAGUACUCUCCUACUUCAUUAUUAUGUGAUUUCACUAUUUACUACAAGUGGAUGAGUAACUUCUAAAAUGAUACAUACCACUACAUAAAUUACAACCAACAAUUAAUCAGUUCUAAUACUUUACUCUGCAUAAAAAAAAUUAAAACUUUUUAAGUGUGACAAACUGUUUAAGCUCUUCUUUAGCAAUAAACCAAUCAAAGUUGCAGCUAUCACUUUCUCCACAGUCUUCUUAUACCGACAAAAUAAAGAUUUGUUAAUGAUGCAACUUAAAGAAAUUAAUGUAAGAUAUUUUCUCAAUUGAUUACAUCUAUCAACCUAAUUUUCACACAAACACACAUGCACACAUGUAUACAGCCAUAAACAAAAGAAAAUCAAUACAUUCUGUAGAGUUUAUUAUAUUUAUAAUAGUAAAUAAACAGUUACUGAUCCACUAUUGCAUCUAAGUUUCACCUAUGAGAUCUUUCAUAAUCGCAUCUGAAAGACCAUGACUACACUAAGUAAUGUGAUAUUGAAUCAUGAAAUGUUUAAUUAUAGUUGUGUGUUUUGUGUAAAUAUACAUGUGCAACUAUGUCUGUCUGUGUGUGUGUGCGUGCAUAUAUUUAUAAUGAUAAUCUGGAACAUAAAUUUAGAAGGAAUGCAGAAGCCAGAAUUUCACACUGUAGUCUUUUAUUGGAGCAUUAAAAAAGAAAGAAUAUGCUAUGUGAAUUGUAAUGUUUUACAGCAAAGCAACCGUGGUGAAUGAAAAUUGAAAUGGGUAUAGUGGAAGUGUGUAGAAUGGUGCUUUUCAGCCUAAUAUUUCAGAGCUGAAUGAGAUAAAUGAGAUGUAUAAGCUUGAGUAUGUUCUGGAGAGUAGAUGAAAAUAGUGAUGAGGUAAUGUACUAUUUACUAUGCAGGUGGUAUGAACAAAUCAGAAUAGUAUGCAUUGCUAGAUAGAUAAAGUGCACAGGAGGGUAUUUAUCAGUGUAUGGUAGUGUUAAGAGGAAGGCAGUGUUAUUAGAGAUAGGCAACUAUUAACCUCAACUUGAUAGGCUGUGUUUCGAUGGAAAAUUAAUUGUUCAUAAUGCAAAUAUGAAACAGGAGAUCCUUGGGAUAAAAACAUUAAAGAUGGUGAGAUGCAAGCAGAGGUGACCAGAAAAAUUAAUGUGAUGGGUUGCAAGUUGGAAAAAUCUGAUGCUCUUGUGUUGAACAUUUAAAAGGUGUUCUCCAAAAUGAACUGCUGAUCUAGUUUUUACAAUAUACCACAAACCACAGAGUUUUAUCUUAUGCCGUAAUGGGUGUACACGGUACAAGGUGGUAAGGUUUUGGGUAGCGAGACAGAUGUUGCAACAGGAGCUAACAGAAAAAUCCAGUGAAGGAAGAGAAAGGUUAUUUAGAGCAAAAUGUAAGAAGUGAUGUCUGACUAAAAGAGACAAAAGCUCCAUGGGAUGGUGCUCGGGAGAGGUAAAAGAGCAGGAAUGUAGAUGAGUAGAAGCAUGACCAUUCAGUGGUAAGCAGUAUCAACGAUUAGUUGUGGGCAACCACUCUUAUGAAGUAAUGAACUAUGUGGUAUGACUGAGCCUUAAAGUCAAUUAGUAAUGCAGAUGAAUUGUUAGAAAGAGAUAGUGGAUUUAGUGUGAGUGGAGUGGUAAGAGAUAAAGUAGUAAAAGGUGGAGAGGUUGAGGUAAUCAUUAGAAACAGGAUUGUCCAUAAAUUUCACAGAAGUAGUAGUGAUGGUGAUUGUGAGAUCUAAGGUAGGAUAGAAGUAGUUGUCAAAAGUGAUGAAAAUGUUAUACUGUUUAUUGGUAAGGGUUGUAGAUCUGGUGAAAUAGAUUUGGUAUUCAACAUGACCAAGCUAACAAAUUGGCAUAGUUAGAGCCCAACUUGGUACCCAUGAACAAACACACCAGUGACCAACUGGUAGAAAUCCUGAGAAAAGGAGUAGCAAUUAAGAGUAGGAUAAAUUCAGCAAGGUUGGGAAGAGCAUAGGUGCCACUUUAAACACUUUUUCAACCGUUAAUGUCAUCACUUAUAUCUCUGUCACACAGGCACUUCAAAUGCCAUUGAUCUCUUUCUCACCACUAAACCUAACUUUUACUAAAUUGUCGCCAUUCUAUACUUCUAUCAAAUCAUCUGUUUAGUCAAGGCUAUGAGCUAUACAUCAACUUACUCCUACAACAAACCAACACCCUAAAAUACUAUAACACUUCAAAGUAACUGGUCAGAGCUCUGCUAGUUUUGCUCUAUUUCUGAAAGCAAAUAUGCUUCACCAUUGAUCUAUCUAAAACAGCUAAGCAACCAAAGCCAUCCUCCUAAACAUCUCCCUUCAUAUCCCUCACACAACCAAAGCCUUAAUCCUGACUCACACACCACCGCCCCACAACCAGCCUGCAGAAACUCACUCAAUUCCACUGAAUAGUUUUUAAUCAUCACUGCAUUCCCAAAGCUAGCAUCCCAAAAGCAAAGAAUGCUUCUAUGAUUCACACAGUCUGUAAACACUCUCAUCCCAAAUUGCAACUAGUUAUUUUUGUUCUUUUUUACUAAUCUUGCAAAACCCUGCUAUCUGCCUCUCUUCAACCAAGGUGCCUCUUUAAGCAGUACUCUUACAGAAAAAUCUUCCACAUUUGCAGCUCUGUAUUUUGCCAGCUCCACAAUGCAUGCGUUUAACACAACUUCACUCCAUCAGUCCCACCAUGACAUACCAACAAUGAGGAAGUGCAAAAAAAUUUCCAGUCUCUUUAAACCAGCAAAGUCACCAGUCUUGACAAUGCAUUUUCUACUACUCUCAAACAAAUGCUCUUGAGUCUUGCUGAACAUUUCAAUAUUUCUUUCUAUACUAGAAUAUGUGACAUGCUUCUUUGGAAGCAUGUCACAGUGCCAUACCUCUGUUUCAGGUAAACUCUUAGAUCCUCCCAAUAAUCUGCCUAUCACUCUCACUUCUGGUCUCAACAACUGAAGUCUUAAUUACGCUACAAUACAUCUUUUCAGAGAGGUCAUCACAAUUUGUAAGAGUUUGUGUAACAUAAGAAUCUCUUUGAUAAGCUGGGGGGGGGGGGUCUCUCAUCCCCAAAUCUAUUAACAUUACUAUGUUAAAGAUCGCUUGUCAUCACUUUUAGUAAUGCUUACUCCUAUGCUGAUGAUAACCAUUAUUCUUUGACAUUCUGCUCACAUGCAUAAUUCACAGUUGACCUAGACACUUUAUGCCAAACCUUCCCUCUUUCCAUGAACAGAGGCAUCAAUAACUUCCCUGAAUGGCGACUUGACAAUCCAGUCACAAAAGAUUUUUUUUUUAAAUAGACUUAACUCAAAAGUUUCUAACGGUUCAUAAUAGUUACUUCCCUUUAGCUAGUAAACAAUAUUUCUUUCCUUUAUUUCACAAAAACUAACAGUUUUUCGUAUUAUCUCUACAAAUAUUUCUCUAUGAAUAUAUCCACACACACACACACACACACAUAUAUAUAUAUAUAUAUAUAUAUAUUUUCAUUUUUAUUUAAUUUACAUUUAUUCUAUCAUUUCGUUCCCCCACUCCAUUUCUGCUAUAAGGACAUAAAACCGACAUACACUAGACUUUAACUCUCUUUAGCCUUCAUUAUCUUGGCUUCUAACUAUAUUUGAAAACUAAUUUGUCUCUUAUUUUUAUCCUCUAGUCAAGGUCUAACUCUGAUCUAAAACACUAUUAUAGUGUGGUAGAGAUUAUAUUCGAUAAACAGUUUAACUUAGCACUAAAUGUUUCAAGCCCUUUAUUUUGUUUAGUAAACUGAACUAAUGUUGUCAUAUGUGUGCAUGUGCGUAUAUAUAUAUUGUGCAUUAAUCCACAAUAUGAUCUGAAGCAUCACAGGUGUAUACUUCAUGCAUUUGUUUGUUUGCACUUUGAGCAACAAUGGAAUUAACUGUUUUCCAAUAAUUGUGUAAUCUGCUUCGUGUACAGAGGGCUCUUUCCAUUCAUUUAUGUUUGUUUGUGUGUGUGUGUGUACGUUCGUACACGUAGGCAUGACAGCACUAAAUUAGAUAACGAAACAUUAUCUUAAGGAUGUUAUUUUUUGAUUGUUGUAUUGGUAAAUGUUUAACUAAAAUUUCCUUCAUGGCUAUGCAGAUAUUUUAGUAUGUCCUUUAAAUUUUCAUUUGAUUCAGUUCUAGCAUGGCCUUAAACUCUAAGUUUCCAGAAAUUGAAUUUUUCUUCUCUAAUACCCAAGUUAUACCAUUGACUAGAAUGCUGCAUUUUGGUGUCUUUAAUCCAAGUAUUGAGGUAUUUAUAAGUGCCAAUGUUUCAUCUUGUGUUAUGUUCCUUCUCUCAAUAUAAAUACAAUGAAAAUUAAUGCAUUUCUCCCAUGGGAAGUAAUUUUGUUUUAGCUAGCAGUCUACUCUUGAGUCAAAAGUUUUAUUUCUUUCUCCACCCUCAAACUCCCUCACUAACUUUUUUUUUUAAUAUGAUGAUGGAAUAUACAGUUCUACUUGCUUUCUUUGAAAUAAUACUGAUAAUGUUUAAUAUAUUUUGUAUAAAAUGUGUUACACUUGUGCUUAAAUACAAAUAUUCAAUUUUCCAUCAGUUUGUAGAUUCAACAAUGUAGGUAAGUGCCAGCAAGAUCACAAUUACCUUCAGAUUGACUAUUAACCUAUGCAGUGACUGAAACUGGUAUUAACCUAUCUUUUUACAAUGUUUAUUUUGUUGGUUUACUGUGUUAAAUGUGUGUUUAUAUGUACUUCAUAAGUCCCCUCCCGCCUGCCUGCCCACCCACCCACCUUU
Messenger RNA from Octopus bimaculoides (California two-spot octopus), 12047 nucleotides. Its product is annotated as MAP kinase-activating death domain protein. Lineage: Eukaryota; Metazoa; Mollusca; Cephalopoda; Octopoda; Octopodidae. The record is from RefSeq and is a predicted model, not a curated record. Gene Ontology annotation, molecular function: guanyl-nucleotide exchange factor activity. Gene Ontology annotation, biological process: regulation of Rab protein signal transduction; regulation of apoptotic process. Gene Ontology annotation, cellular component: cytosol.